CAAAUUGACACGCAAGACUGGUUUUUUUUUUCCGUCGGCUUUGCUUGGCAGUCUUUGGGGCCUACCAUUAUUUUUUGCCGUCGUCAUUGGUCGCUCAUUCUUUUCACUCAUGAAGUACACAGCAGCCUUGCUCGCGUUGAUGGUUGCUUUGGCAGCCGCUGAUCGCAGUGGCCAGGCGGCCAAGAAAGUCAGACUGCGUGACCUGACCGCCAUUACUCUCCACGCCAACAAGAAAACAAGUGCCCGACGAAGCAGUCCAAUACCGCAACUGGAAUGUAUUGGCGGUGAUGCUUGUGCUGAUUUCCAGCCGAGAGUCGUACAGUGUUCCAACGCCGGGUUUGAUGGCUACGACGUCCAGUGGUCGUGUACAGCAGAGUUGCCAAGCAAUAUCGAGUUUGGCGACAUUGAAGUUAGCUGUGAAGGAUACGAUUUCCCAGAGGAUCCGUUCAUAUUGGUCAAUUCGUGCGGCCUAGAGUACAGCUUAUAUUACAAAAAUGCUCCAACACCGAAAGUCAGCUACGAUGAUCAAAGAUACUUCCCUACCAGCAAACCAAAGUCUUUGAUGCCUUCAGGAUUUGAUGCUAUUGUGUCCAAGAUCUUCUCAUUGAUCUCAUUAGGCGUGCUCAUAACCGUUGCAUGGAGUAUCUUCCAAACGUGCACAGGACGAAGAGCAAGAGGUGGAAGUGGACCUGGCUCAGGAGGUUCUCCAUGGCCAUGGUUUGGUGGAGACGAUAAUUCUGGUGGUGGUUAUCCGCCAUAUGGUAAACGCGGUAGUCGAUCUUACCAAGCGCCUAUGGGCAUGUCGCCCGGCUUUUUAACUGGUCUGGGAUUGGGAGGCUUAGGCGCUUACAUGAUGAAUAGACCUAGACAGGAACCUACAGCUCACAGGUAAUUAUUGUUUUCUGAAAUGCUGUUUAGUGUAUAAGAUUUUCCAUGUCUGACUUUUCGCAUCCAGACAAGCUUCUCAUUCGUCAUACGCAAGUCCAUCAACAUCAUACAGUCGAACACGUACCUUCGAAGAACCAUCCUCUCCAUCAUCCAGUAUGAGCUCUUCAUCUGGGUUUGGAGGCACUCGUAGG
Molecule: messenger RNA, 1079 nt
Organism: Umbelopsis ramanniana AG
Lineage: Eukaryota; Fungi; Mucoromycota; Umbelopsidomycetes; Umbelopsidales; Umbelopsidaceae
Exons: 3
Coding region: 110-892 (260 amino acids)
Biological process (GO): regulation of store-operated calcium entry
Cellular component (GO): endoplasmic reticulum membrane
Source: RefSeq, a predicted model, not a curated record